This is a messenger RNA of Anguilla anguilla (European eel), 1272 nucleotides long. RefSeq names its product odorant receptor 131-2-like. The record is from RefSeq and is a predicted model, not a curated record. Gene Ontology annotation, cellular component: membrane. The transcript has 2 exons. Bases 59 to 1012 code for a protein of 317 amino acids. NCBI's taxonomy places the organism in Eukaryota, Metazoa, Chordata, Actinopteri, Anguilliformes, Anguillidae. Gene Ontology annotation, biological process: G protein-coupled receptor signaling pathway. Gene Ontology annotation, molecular function: G protein-coupled receptor activity.
CUGACACGGACAAGGUUACUUCAGGUCCUUGAAAUUCCUCACUGCCCCCUACUGAACGAUGCAAAAUCUGACCGAGUAUCCAGAAAACUCUACAGCCAACGCAAACCUGAUAAUAGCAAUAAAAAUCUCUAUUGUCCUCCCCCUUUUCUUCGUCUUCCUCUACUUCAUCGUCCUGAUGCUGCACACCCUGGCGUCACAGAGGCAGUUCUGGGAGAACCCGCGCUACAUCCUCUUCGGCUACAUGCUGAUCAACGACACCCUGCUGGUGGUGUGCUCCGUCCUGCUCUUCCUCCUCUACCUGGCCGAGAUUCGGUUUUCCUUCGUCCUCUGCAUAACCCUGAUCUUCGUCUCCACCGUCACCUUCCUCAACACGCCGUUCAUCCUGGCGACCAUGUCGCUGGAGCGCUACGUCGCCAUCUUCUACCCGCUGCGGCGCCCCGCCGCCUGGCGAGCCGACCGCAUUUGGGCCGUCAUCCUGCCCACGCUGCUCGUCAGCUUGGCGGUGCCCAUCAUCGAGCUGUGCCUGGGCGGGCGCUCCCCGGGCGCCAGCGCCCUCACCACCCUGGUGCUCUGCCGGAGCAAAGAGCUCAACAGCUCGCCGCUCCUCACGCUGGUCAAGAUCUCGCUGUACGGCGUCUUCUUCCUGGCGGUGGCCCUGGCCAUCCUCUUCACGUACGUGCGCAUCCUGCGGGAGGCGCGGCGCAUGCGGCGGGACCAGGAGGCGGUGGGCAAGGCGCUAUACACGGUGCUGCUGCACGGCCUGCAGCUGCUGCUGUGCGUCAUGACCUUCACGCAGCCCGUGACGGAGCAGGCGUCCGUGGUGCGGGCGCGCUGGCUCCGCGAGCAGAUCCCCUUCCUCAACUACCUGUGCUUCGCCCUGCUGCCCCGCGUCCUCAGCCCACUCAUAUACGGGCUGCGGGACGAGAGCCUCCGCACCCACAUGAGGAGGGCCGUCCUGUGCUGCUCCCCCGCAAUCACCACUCAGCAUAUGGGCAAACCUGCAACCCAUUAAUGCCCAGAUUUAUUUUUUCCCCAGACGUUUCUUACACAAGCAUCUAUAGUCAUCCAAAAAAUAAGAAAAGAUGGAGAAAGAGUGGUAGAGACUUUGGCAACUUUAGUUGCCUGCGGGCUUAAAUGGGUUAAAAUCAGUGAGGGGGUAGGGGUAAGUUACCCCUUCUUGAAGGUCCCCAAAAUUUUUAAAUCACUGAGAAUUUACUGCUGCAGGAGAUUAACAUGUGCUUGGUUACUGUGCAGGAUACUGUUCUUUAGGAU